UGCUCUGUUGGGAAACAGUCAUUAAUGCUCCAUCGUAUUUUACAGCUGCCGAUAAGAAAAAGGACAGAAAGAGGACAUUUACCCUGCAAGUCCUGACAGUACAGCGGGAUCUAAAGACAUUUCCAACCCACAUUAGACAAAUUUCUGCUAUUUUCUCUCACCUCGGUGAUAUCUGCUUCAACUUCUUUCGCGGGGCGCGAGCAUGGAUUUGGAAGCGCGUGUGCACCUGCUGUCACACACACCUGAUGUGAAAACAAUUAAGGCGAUUUAGACCAACUUUAUAUUCAAGGAAACGUAUUUUACUUUUUGCGCACAGUUAAACACAGGAUUUUAAAGUACAUUUUUGUAUCUCUGAUACCUGAAGUGUGGAGCUCAUGUCAGGACACAACGGGGACUUGAGAGGAGGAAACAUGUAUGGCUGAAGGAUGUGGGUUCGGUGUGUUGGUCUCAGACCGCCUGACCCGAUGCUCUUAUGGGAGGGGAUGAUGAUCCGUGUCCGAUGGUGUUGUUUGCUCGUAUCACUGCUCGUGUACGUGGGCUCCGCUGAACCGCUCGACUGGCUGCUGUCCGAUAAAGGUCCGUUUCACCGAUCUCAGGAAUUCAUCGAGUUCACCGAACGAUACCAGCACGGCUUUACAACCAGAUACAAAAUAUACAGGGAGUUCGGCCGAUGGAAGGUCAACAGCCUUGCUGCGGAGAGGCAAGAAGACAACGGGGCGGCCGUGCCCUUUGACCCUGACUUCAUCCAUAACAUCAGGCUUCUGGGGAGAAGGCCAAGCUUGCAGAAAAUAACUGACAACAUCAUUAAGAAAUACGGGACUCAUUUCCUGCUCUCUGCCACUCUCGGAGGCGAGGAGUCCUUGACCAUUUUCGUGGACAAAAGCAAGCUCAGCAGAGGUCAGCAGAAUGGAGGUGCCUCCAACAGUACGGCUGGUCCUUUGACCCUUGAAGCCCUCCACCAACUGGCUGCCUCCUAUUUCAUUGACAGGGACAGCACGCUUCGAACGCUCCAUCACCUUCAGAUCGCCUCUACUGCCAUUAAGGUAACUGAGACCAGGACCGGCCCUCUGGGCUGCAGUAACUAUGACAACCUGGACUCUGUCAGCUCAGUUCUGGUUCACAGUCAGGAAAACAAAGUUCAGUUACAAGGGCUUCAGGCCAUCCUGCCUGGUUAUUUAAGGAACGGCUUUGUUCAGGCGGCCUUAGGAUACAUAGGCUGCAAUGCCGAAGGCCAAUUUGUGUGCAAAGACAACGACUGCUGGUGCCAAUGCAGUGCCCCGUUUCCUCGCUGUAACUGCCCUGAGGCUGAUAUCCGCUCUCAGGAGAGCUACCUGGAGCGCAUGAGGGAGGCCUGGAGGCAGGAGAACCGGGAUUUUCAAGACUCAGAUGAGUUCCAGAGCUUCAUGGCUAAAUUACCCAGGCAGAGUGCUUUAAACUCAUCUCACAUUCAGCAGCUGUGGAGGACAGACAGCGCCUUACAACAGCGCUACAGGCAGCUGGAAUCCCAGCUUAGCCUCCUGCUUACCAAGACACGACGAACUGCUAACAAGCUCUUCAGACUCAGCAAAAGAUGCCAUACUCAGCCCAAAAUAGUCUCUCUAAGGGAGAGGCCCUUGAGCUUUUGGAUGAAAUUCACCCUCUCCAUCCUGUACUGCAGUGAAAAUAACCAACUGGGAUUUUACACGGAGGAAUUACGGAGCUGCGCCUGUCCGACUGAAUAUCCCUCAUGUCAGGGCAUCAUUCCUUGCGAGGUGGGCGACGGCCCCCGUUGCGCUUCAUGCUCCGCGGACAACCGCACACGAUGCUCCAGCUGCAAUUUGGGUUUCGUCCUCAGCCACGGGGUUUGCAAGUACGCCGUACCCAACCCAACAGAUCACUAUUUGGGUUUUGAAACUGACCUGCAGGACCUGGAGAUGCGUUUCUUGCUGCAACACCGCGAUGCCCGCAUCACCACGCACGCCAUUUUUGUUAGCAAUGACGUUCGCCUCAAUGUGUGGUUUGACCCAUCCUGGAGGAAAAGGAUGCUGCUUACACUAAAAAGCAACAAGUUUAAAUCCAACCGUGUGCACAUGCUGCUCGGUAUCUCGAUGCAGAUCUGCAUCACCAAGAACUCCACAUUCGAGCCUGCGUUGUCUGUCUACGUCAAUCCGUUCGGCGGCAGCCAUUCGGAAAGUUGGAUAAUGCCCAUGGAUCACGAUGGCUACCCGGACUGGCAGAAAACCAGGCUGGAGAUUCCAUUGGAUUGUUACAACUGGACUUUGACUUUAGGCAACCGGUGGAAGAGCUUUUUUGAGACGGUUCACUUUUACCUGAGGAGUCGCGUUCGGGCCGACAGCUCUCAGGGAAAUGAUACGGUCUACAUCGAGCCUCUAGAAGUAGCAGAUCCUUCUCAAAACUUUGGCUACAUGAAGAUCAACAGUAUGCAGUUGUUCGGUUACAGCAUGCACUUUGACCCUGAGGCUAUCCAGGACCUGAUCCUGCAGUUGGACUAUCCGUACACUCAGGGUUCUCAGGACUCCGCUCUGCUGCAGCUAAUGGAGAUCCGAUAUCGGGUCAAUAAGCUGUCUCCUCCUGGUCCACUGCCUUUAGAUUUGUUUUCCUGCCUGCUUCGACACAGACUAAAACUCUCCAGCCCUGAGGUACAGAGAAUACUUUCCACACUGCAGACGUUUAGUGCCAAACAGCCCUUCUACAAAGAGUACGAAGCUGCAAAACUUUGUAGUUAAAAAGCAAACUCAUUUAUUUUUGGCAUUGAUGUUUGGCUUUAUUGACUAGAAAAUGACUUGGACUGGAAACAGAACAUUUCUUUCCCAGGGGAGGGUCAUUGUUGUCGUUGUUUGAUAUUAUUCAUUAUUCUUCAUAGACGCGUUAUAUAUUUGAUGUCUCUGGUUCAAAUGGUAGCUGAGAUGAAACAAAGUUUUGCACAAUUUUAUCAAUUCUGACAUGUUUUAAUGAAAUAAAAUAGCCAAGAAUUGUUGUUAUCUUUGUAGCACUCUCUGAUUGGGGUUGGCUGGGUUCCAAUACUGUAAUUGCAGCAAAGCAUAUUUAGCAUUUAACAAUCAGAAAAAUUACACUUAUUUGUUUAUGGGAGAAUCUCACAAAAAGUGUCAUGAGCAUGUCCAGGUCCUAUUUCACAUCAAAGUAACAAAGAAUAUGUUUUGCACAAUGAAAAAAGGCUGUUUUAGAGGAACACAGAAAUGAAAAACUGUCAAUGGA
This is a messenger RNA of Paramisgurnus dabryanus, 3216 nucleotides long. RefSeq names its product bone morphogenetic protein/retinoic acid inducible neural-specific 3b (gene brinp3b). The record is from RefSeq and is a predicted model, not a curated record. Lineage: Eukaryota; Metazoa; Chordata; Actinopteri; Cypriniformes; Cobitidae. Gene Ontology annotation, cellular component: cytoplasm; dendrite; neuronal cell body. Gene Ontology annotation, biological process: negative regulation of mitotic cell cycle; positive regulation of neuron differentiation; cellular response to retinoic acid.